Molecule: messenger RNA, 1588 nt
Organism: Clupea harengus (Atlantic herring)
Lineage: Eukaryota; Metazoa; Chordata; Actinopteri; Clupeiformes; Clupeidae
Gene: ptgis
Product: prostaglandin I2 (prostacyclin) synthase
Biological process (GO): prostaglandin biosynthetic process
Molecular function (GO): iron ion binding; heme binding; monooxygenase activity
Source: RefSeq, a predicted model, not a curated record
CGUCAACAACCACAGCAGUGAGAAAUAGUAACCUACACUCGUUGGCAGUGCUUUAUAGUCAUGUUAUGGCCUGCAAUUGUAUUGUUUAUCGCAGUGAUUUUAAUCUACAAACGGCGUUUCAGACUUAACAAAGAACCACCUUUAGACAAAGGUUAUAUUCCUUGGCUUGGACAUGCCCUUGAAUUUGGAAGAGAUGCAGCCAAGUUCCUGAAUCGGAUGAAGAAGAAGCAUGGCGAUAUUUUCACGGUCCGUGUUGCUGGACUUUACGUGACUGUGCUUCUGGACCCCAACGCUUAUGACGCUUUGCUGUCUGACACAAAGGCUCUUGACUUCAAACGCUAUGCCCAGGUGCUUAUGCGGAGGAUGUUCAGUCUGAACUUGCCCAAUCAUGACCCAGCGUCCGAGAGGUCUUGGAUGAAACAGCACUUUCAGGGCCCAGGUCUGGUGCAGCUGUGUGAGUCCAUGCAGAACAACCUCCAGCUGUUACUCAACUCCACGGAUGUGGCACAGAACCCUCUGCAGUGGAGACAGGAUGGGCUCUUCAGCUUCUGCUACAGCCUGCUCUUCAGAGCCGGUUAUCUCACCCUUUUUGAAGUCGAUAAGAAUGACAUCACACAACUUAGCACAGUUUAUGAAGAAUUUCGCAAGUUUGAUGGGCUCCUUGCCAAACUUGCUCGUUCUACUGCAAAGAAAGGGGAGCGGCGCGUGGCUAGUGGAGCGCAGGAGCGUCUGUGGGAGCUGCUGAGUGCCUGCUGGCUGGGCGAGAGAGCUGGAGCACAGGGGAACACCUGGCAGCAGAGCUACCUGCAGCACCUGCAGAGCGAGAGGGUAGAGGAAGAGAGCCAAAGGAGAGCCAUGCUGCUGCAGCUGUGGGUCACACAGGGCAACGCAGGCCCAGCUGCCUUCUGGCUGUUAGGUUUCCUGCUGACACACCCUGAGGCAAUGCUCGCUGUGAGGGCAGAGAUCAGAAGUCUUCAGCUACAGCGCCACCCACUGGCCAGCCUACAGAACUGUACUCCAGUUUUGGACAGCGUCCUCAGUGAGACACUGCGUCUCAGAGCUGCGGCUCUCAUCACUCGGGAGGUAAUCCAGGACAAGUUGCUACCGAUGAGCGGCGGCCGGGAGUACAUGCUCCGCCACGGGGACCGAGUCUGCCUCUUCCCCUUCCUCAGCCCUCAGAUGGACCCACAGAUUCACAGCGAACCAGAGGAAUUUAAGUACAACCGCUUCCUGAAUGCCGAUGGGACAGAGAGGACAGACUUCUUCAAGGGAGGGGUGAGGAUGAAAUACUACAACAUGCCCUGGGGGGUUGGCGGUAACAUGUGUGUUGGCAGACACUUCGCCGUCAGUGGCAUAAAACAGUUUGUGUUCAUGGUUCUCACAUGCCUGGACUUGGAGUUGUGUGACCAGCGAUCCACCAUGCCCCCUGUGAACCCCAGUCGCUACGGCUUCGGAAUGCUUCAGCCAAUCGGUGACCUUGAGAUCAGAUAUCGACUGAAGCCAGCCAGCUGCUCCCUGUAGCGCAGUCGCCAAUAAUGAGAAGACUAUAAUUGUGUUAUUUAUUUAUUUUUACAUUUGCUUAUUUAUA